ACUCCCUUGCGGCGGCUGUCGACAAUCUCUCUCAACAAGCAACUAGUGAAGAAAGCGACAGACAGCUUCCUUUCCCUUGCGAAGCACGUGAUCGCCGCCGACAACCAAGCCAAAAACGUCGUCGUCUCGCCCCUCUCCAUCCACUUUGCGCUGUCCCUAUGCGCCGCAGCGGCUCCGCGCGCUCGCAGAUUCUCAUUUAUCUCAAAUCAGAGAGCGCGGAACACCUUAGUUCCUUCUACUCGCAGAUUGCGACCAUGAUUUUCGACGAGGGCUGUGCCGGUGGGCCCAUCUUGUCAACCAAAAACGGACUCUGGUUCGAUCAGAGCCUCACUCUCAAGCCGGCUUUUCGAGAUAUUGUCCAGAAUUCUUACGAGGCAGUUGCCCAACGUGUUGAUUUUCAGCAUCAGGGAGAAAAGGCUAGGAAAGAAGUGAACUCGUGGUGUGAGAAGACAACAAAUGGCCUCAUCAAUGAAAUACUCCCACGAAAUUCAGUCUCCGACUUGACAAGACUCGUCUUCGCAAAUGCAGUCUAUUUCAAAGGGACAUGGGGCAACAAAUUCGACGCAAAUCUAACAAGAGAUGCCGAUUUCCACCUCUUAAACGGAAGCUCUAUUCGCGCGCCCUUCAUGACCAACUGGGAUAAGCAAUACGUUGGGUUCUUCGAUGGCUUCAAAGUUCUAAAGCUGCCUUACCGCCAUGGCAGCGGCGACACGCGCAGAUUCUCCAUGUGCAUCUAUCUCCCGGAUGCCAGAGACGGGCUGCCAUCUCUGGUGGAGAGAGUCUGCUCUGAGCCCGGGUUUGUGGAGCGCCAUCUCCCUGACGACGAGGAGAUGGAUCUUGCGGAAUUUUGCAUGCCUAAGUUUGAGAUGGGCUUCGAGUUUGAGGUGUCUAUGGUUUUGCAGGAGCUUGGAGUGGUGGGUAUUUUUGAGGGGGUGGAUUGA
Messenger RNA from Salvia splendens (bonfire salvia), 941 nucleotides. RefSeq names its product serpin-ZX. The transcript is spliced from 2 exons. The coding region runs from base 159 to 941 and encodes 260 amino acids. Gene Ontology annotation, molecular function: serine-type endopeptidase inhibitor activity. NCBI's taxonomy places the organism in Eukaryota, Viridiplantae, Streptophyta, Magnoliopsida, Lamiales, Lamiaceae. The record is from RefSeq and is a predicted model, not a curated record.